Necator americanus (New World hookworm) is the source of this 450-nucleotide messenger RNA. RefSeq lists its product as uncharacterized. Lineage: Eukaryota; Metazoa; Nematoda; Chromadorea; Rhabditida; Ancylostomatidae. The record is from RefSeq and is a predicted model, not a curated record. The coding region runs from base 1 to 450 and encodes 149 amino acids. The transcript has a single exon.
AUGAGAGGCGAUCAAAUCUCAGGUUAUCACGACGUCUUUGAUUUUGGACCAAGGCGACAUAUGCACGAUUCGCCAUGUAAACUGUCUCAGACUGUGUACUUACAAGCGAGAACAGUGUCUACAGAUGCUGACCUACAUCCCCUUCUCGGAGUUGCAGAGCGUAUCAAACUUCACGAGACUGCUCUGCAAGAGGCCAAGAGCGGAAGGAGAGACGUGCGACAGAUGAAUGACGAUAUACUCUCCAUUAGCGGAGAGGAGCUUCCGUCGCGGAAUGUAGGCAGUGUUGGUUUUGUUGUGCACCCAUCUGUCGUCCAUCUUGUCGAUUCUCACGGAUCUUGUCACUUCGUCUGGCCAUUCUUCGCCUCCGCCCUCUGCGCCAAGAACCCAUCAACAUCAUCAACACCUACUCAUCAACAUCAGCAGCUGAUGAAUCCGAACUGGAGGAAGUGA